Messenger RNA from Olea europaea var. sylvestris, 654 nucleotides. RefSeq lists its product as uncharacterized. NCBI's taxonomy places the organism in Eukaryota, Viridiplantae, Streptophyta, Magnoliopsida, Lamiales, Oleaceae. Bases 1 to 654 code for a protein of 217 amino acids. The transcript has 4 exons. The record is from RefSeq and is a predicted model, not a curated record.
AUGGAGACUACCAUGUUUUAUGCAACUACCCUGUUGAAGUAUAGCAUUACUAGUGAUGAUGAAAACAAAGUGUGUAGCUUAGCUAUUGUGUUUUCACGAUUCAAACAUGACAUUCUUCACAAAAACAUUCUGCGGACCCAAACAUUCAUUGCGGCCUGCGAAGCUGCCAUUGCCGAGGGCCAUCGCAGCCGUCGUUGUUUUACGAAACAAGGCUGGGCCCGAAUCUCCAUGCUGUUCAACUCAGCCACUGGGCACAAUUGGACAAAGCAACAACUAUGCAACCAUUGGGACGUCAUGCGUCGAACAUAUCGACGUCUCUCCAAUCUGUUAAUGGGUAGUGGAGUCGAGUACAACGCAUCCAUCGAUCGAGUCAUCACAUCAGAGGAAUGGUGGAACAGAAAGAUAAGGGAGAAUAAAGACUACAAGGAGUUCAAAGACAAGGACAUGAGCGAGAUAUACAUACACUAUCGUCCACUUUUCGACGACAGUUACGAUGGGGAGAAGUACGCGGUCACGCCGACUAAGUUGUGCCGAACGGGGUUCGGGCUGUUUGAGGACAGUGCGCUCGAAGACAAUCAGGAUGCAAUCCUCGUCGACGAGGAAAGUAGUGGUUCAAGUGAUGAGGCUGAGCAAUGCUUGGUGGAUCCCGCAUAA